UUUCACCUUUGCUCUGACAGACUUUAUUGUAAAGUCCGUCUUUCCACUCAACCCAUUCCCAUUUCUACCGGAUCCACUCACCUUCAUUUCCCAUUCCUCCAACACAUUAUCAAACUCAAGGAACUCAACCAAUGAAUUCGAUGCUUACAUUGACUGUGGCGGCGGUCGCAGCCAUCGUUGCCAUCAUCUUCUCCCUCCAAACCCCUCUUCUCAAGCUCAAUCAGGUCCUUGCGCCGCCGCAGAUUCCCGGAACCCACGAUUAUCUCCAUUCGGCCACUGUUAUUUCUGUCCCUGGAGCAAUCGGACCGGAGAGCCUGAUUUUUGAUCCUAACGGUGAAGGUCCGUAUACUGGGGUUGCCGAUGGCCGGAUUCUCAAGUGGCAAGGCGAUGGCCGUGGCUGGACUGAUUUCGCUGUUACCAGCUCUCACAGGAGUGAGUGUGUUCGCCCAUUGGCACUUGAAUUGGAGCAUGUUUGUGGGAGACCAUUGGGAUUGCGUUUCGAUAAGACAACUGGAGAUCUCUACAUUGCCGAUGCCUAUCUUGGUCUUCAUGUAGUGGGACCUUCUGGAGGUUUGGCAACAAAACUUGUGAGUGAAUUCGAAGGCAAGCCACUUCGCUUCACAAACGAUCUUGAUAUUGAUGAAGACAACGAUAUCAUAUACUUUACUGACAGUAGUACAGUUUUCCAAAGAAGACAGUUCAUGGCGUCGAUAUUGAGUGGAGAUAGUACGGGCAGGUUAUUUAAGUACCACCGAGCUAGUAAACAAGUUGCAGUUUUAUUACAAGGCCUUGCUUUUGCCAAUGGUGUUGCAUUAAGUAAAGACCAUUCCUAUGUGCUUGUGGUUGAGUCCACCUCUGGCAGGAUCCUCAGAUUUUGGCUUCAAGGCUCCGAAGCAGGAAAUUUCGAUGUUCUUGCUAAGCUUCCGGGCUUUCCCGACAACAUUAGAAGGAAUUCAAAAGGCGAAUAUUGGGUCGCUUUGCAUUCAAAAAGGGGAAUGAUUGGGAACUUGGUUACUUCAACAUCUUGGUUUGGGAAGCUGUUGUUGAAGCUUCCUGUUGAAUUCAAGCAAUUGCAUCGGUUGUUGGUGGGAGGGAAGGCCCAUGCAACUGCUAUUAGGUUGAGUGAGGAAGGAGAGGUUUUGGAGAUUUUAGAAGAUUGUGAAGGGAAAACUUUGAAGUUCAUCAGUGAAGUUGAAGAGAAGGAUGGAAAGCUGUGGUUCGGGUCGGUUCUAAUGCCGUUCAUUGGCGUUUAUGAACCGAAAUAGGCUUGUCCUAAGCUAUUUCUCGAAACACGAUUCGAGUAGAUAGUUCACUCUUGCUUCUUCUUGUAAUUUUAGUUUUCCUUUUUGGAAUAGAGCAAGUUUCAUGUAGAAGAUCAUAAAAAAGGCUUUGGAAGAGAGCUGAAGCUCUCGUUGAUCUAACUUUUGGUUAAUAUAUUCUGAUUUUGAAACUCUCUUCAUCUU
Molecule: messenger RNA, 1463 nt
Organism: Benincasa hispida (wax gourd)
Lineage: Eukaryota; Viridiplantae; Streptophyta; Magnoliopsida; Cucurbitales; Cucurbitaceae
Product: protein STRICTOSIDINE SYNTHASE-LIKE 10-like
Cellular component (GO): endomembrane system
Molecular function (GO): hydrolase activity
Source: RefSeq, a predicted model, not a curated record